AGAAUGGAUAACUCAACGGAGCAAGCUGAGCCACCAGCCGUUUCAAGGCGUUAUACCGUGGAGCGCUCUUGUCUUCGGUGUCAUAAGCGCAAGGUACGUUGCAAUCGGGCCAUGCCCUGUUCGACAUGUCUCCAAGCCAAGACCCUGUGUCGAUACCCUGGCCCCGAGCGGACAAAGCGCCGGUCACACAGACCAAAGGUCAUUCCUCGUCUGGAGGAAUUGGAGCGUGUUAAGUCCCUGACAAAGAAAAAUCCAACCAGGCCGGCUGCACCAACUGAAGGUGUUCUGGUGAAAGAAGGAGCUUCCACUCGGUAUAUCAAUGAAGUGCUGCUCUCGCGCGUCUUGGUGGAGGAACGCGACCUUCAACUCGCCAUGAGCAAUCCCACGACUACGAACCGGAGCCAACGGAGUAGAUGCUCAUCUUUAAGUGGAUUUAAUGGUCUUAUUUCAAACCCCCUUUUGUCAGUCGACAUUACCUCUCUGUACCCGCCUCGAGGGCAGGCAGGCCAACUAUGGCAGGUCUACCUGAAUAAUGUAGAUGUGCUUCUGAAGUUGCUUCACAUCCCGACCACGCAACCCGCUGUAUUUGCUGCCAUCAACAAUCCAAGCCAGGUCCCUCCCGACCUGAGCGCCCUGCUCUUCUCUAUCUACUUCGCGGCCUUGACCAGCCUUCGCCUAGGUGACACUCACAUCAUGUCAGAUGAAGAACGGCAACGUGCACUCCAGGGAUUCCAACGCGGUUUAGAGGUCUCGCUGCACAUGGCAUCAUUCUUAGAUUCGCCAACUAUCACUUAUUUACAAGCCAUGUCAAUAUACCUGCUGUGCUAUCGAAAUCACAAUGGUAGUCGAUCCGGCUGGACCUUGAACGGCAUGCUCAUCCGAACGGCCCAGUGGAUGGGUCUGCAUCGCGAUGGUGAGACUUUCGGUCUCUCUCCGUUGGAUUGCGAGGUCCGUCGCCGAUUAUGGUACCAGGUUAUCGGUUCGGAUGCCCGAGUAGCUGAGGACCAUGGCCUUUCUACCAGUGGGUUUGGAGGUUUUUGUGACACCAAGCUGCCCCUCAAUGUAGAUGACCGCGACCUUUCUCCUGAAAUGGAGACAGCUCCAGCUUCAAAACUGCGAUGGACUGAAAUGACCAUAUUUUUGGUAACUGCCGAGAUGAAUCAAGCCCUGCAACAAGUAUCUCGACUUUCUGUUACCGUUAGAAAUGGGAACGAAAAAAUGUUAAGCUUGGAGCAGCUCCUGGAGAGUAUCAAAUCGCGCAUAAACGACAAGUACCUGAGGCAUUGCGAUCCGAAUAUCCCCAUCCAGAAAUCAGCCCUGCUCUUGGGACGCGUGCUGAUGGGCAAACUUGAAGUCUUAGUUCGCCAGCAAUACCUCAGAGGGCUCAGCGCAGAAGAGUCCGCUGCCCGCGCCACAGAAAACACGUUGUCGUUGGCGUGUGACACCAUUGAGAUCGGGAACGAGCUGAAAACCAAUGAGCUUCUGAGCAACUUUCACUGGCUCUUCUCGACCUACACGCAGUAUCACCUCUUGAAAUAUGCUCUUUGGCAUCUAUGUGUCCGACCCGGCGAUCAUGGCGCUGAUCGUGCCUGGGAAGUGGUUGAUACGUCGUUCAGUUUAGUUGAAAACCCCAGCUGGCCAAGUCCGGGACUUAAAUGGAAUGUUUUAAGAAAGCUUCGAGAAAAAGCAUUGGAUAUUUGGUAUGCUUUUGCGCAACCCCCAAAUGUUCGCUCUGAUUCAACUGCCCCCGAUACUACGGGAGUGUUGCUCGAUGACAGCAGUAUUCUAACACUCGGAGAUGGAAUGGCUUGGGAUCUGGAUUCGACCUGUUUUCCGAAUUUAGGCCCAUCAGACUUUUGGUAUACAGGAUAA
Aspergillus clavatus NRRL 1 is the source of this 1872-nucleotide messenger RNA. Its product is annotated as Zn(II)2Cys6 transcription factor. Gene Ontology annotation, molecular function: DNA binding; DNA-binding transcription factor activity, RNA polymerase II-specific; zinc ion binding. Lineage: Eukaryota; Fungi; Ascomycota; Eurotiomycetes; Eurotiales; Aspergillaceae. Gene Ontology annotation, biological process: regulation of DNA-templated transcription; DNA-templated transcription. The record is from RefSeq and is a predicted model, not a curated record. The coding region runs from base 4 to 1872 and encodes 622 amino acids. The transcript has 4 exons.